AUGGAUGGUUGGUCAUCUGGUAUGGUUUGUCGGAGUGGGGAGAUCAACGGGGUAGCCGGGCAGGCUCCCAGUCGGCUAAAGGCUGGUAGUCCUUGUGAGUUGUGCAAUCUCAGUGACGACAUCUACGACUAUCACUACGUGUCUCAAGGCAAGGUCACUGUUCCUUCCAUCGACGAUAGAGAAGAUAUGAUUCACACAUAUUACAGCCACAGUCAUGCAUAUGGGCAACAUAAGUUCAAGCAGAGGGGUCGCGAGGAGCAGGCUGAGCCCGACGGUACUGAGGCUGGGGAUCUUAUAGGUCCACUCCUUGGAACGCCAAGUGAAGAGCUGUACAAAAACCUCUGCAAGCCCAAGAUUAAGGUCGGUGCCGAGUUCGUCACACAAGGAAGAAAUGUCGCUCAAGUGUCCUACUCUGUUGGUGCUUUGGCAAAGGCCCUGUUCGACCGUCUCUUCAAAUGGAUCGUAAAGAAGUGCAACCAAACCCUCGAGACCGGCAUGAAGCGUGCCAUGUUCAUUGGUGUUCUCGAUAUUGCUGGCUUCGAGAUCUUUGAUGUAAGUUCUUACAUAGAAAAGUUCCGUUGUAGUAAUUCAUCAAAAGAUAUUAUAUUUUGUGAAUACAAAUGAUAUAUAUACAAAACG
This is a messenger RNA of Penaeus monodon (black tiger shrimp), 639 nucleotides long. RefSeq names its product myosin heavy chain, muscle-like. The record is from RefSeq and is a predicted model, not a curated record. Gene Ontology annotation, molecular function: cytoskeletal motor activity; ATP binding. Gene Ontology annotation, cellular component: myosin complex. Bases 1 to 624 code for a protein of 207 amino acids. The transcript has 4 exons. Lineage: Eukaryota; Metazoa; Arthropoda; Malacostraca; Decapoda; Penaeidae.